Messenger RNA from Punica granatum (pomegranate), 1467 nucleotides. Lineage: Eukaryota; Viridiplantae; Streptophyta; Magnoliopsida; Myrtales; Lythraceae. The record is from RefSeq and is a predicted model, not a curated record.
AAACCUCUCUUACUUAACCAACUUACCUGACCCUAUUCCAAUAUUUCAUCUUCUCAACCCCAACACCAUUCUCCCCAAGCUGCUGGGGAAACCACAAAAAAAAAAAGUGAACAAAAAAUCCUCAGAUAGGAAAAAAAAAAUAGAGGACAUGAUCUUCUCUGCUUCUUCUGAGCCUUCGGUCGUAAGGGCAAUCCACAUUGCCCUCGCGGUCAUUUCUGUCACCCUCAUCUAUGCCGCGAGCUCGGUCCACGGCCUGUCUGCACAGACGGUGAUCGAUUCCCCGUUACUGACCCAGAAGAUCGGCACCAACAGGACUAUCAAGGUCGAUGUAAAUGGCAAGGGGGACUUCAAGUCCGUGCAGGCUGCAAUCGAUUCCGUCCCUAAAGGGAACAACCAGUGGAUCAUCAUCCAUGUCAGGAAGGGAGUUUACCGGGAGAAGGUUCACAUACCGAAGGACAAGCCCUACAUCUUCAUGAGAGGGAACGGGAAGGGUAGAUCGAUCAUUGUCUGGAACCAGAGCUCCCAAGACAAUGUCGAGUCUGCCACCUUCAAGGUCGAAGCCAAGAAUUUUGUUGCCUUCGGUAUCAGCUUCAAGAAUGAUGCUCCGACGGGGGUAGCCUACACCUCGCAGAACCAGUCGGUGGCGGCAUUUGUGGCAGCGGACAAGGCUGCCUUCUACCACUGUGCAUUCUACAGCACUCACAAUACUCUAUUCGAUUACAAGGGAAGGCAUUACUACGAUAACUGCUACAUCCAGGGCUCGAUCGACUUUAUCUUCGGCAGAGGCCGAUCCAUUUUCCAUAGCUGUGAAAUAUUCGUUAUAGACGACAAGAGGCUGACGAUACACGGCUCCAUUACAGCCCACAACAGGGAGAGCGAGAGCGAGAACAGCGGGUUCGUGUUUGUGAAGGGGAAGGUGUACGGGGUUGGGGACGUCUACUUGGGGCGUGCCAAAGGUGCGUACUCCCGGGUGAUCUUUGCUAAGACGUACCUCUCCAAGACGAUUGUCCCGAAAGGCUGGACUAAUUGGAGCUACGAUGGGAGCACCCAGAAUUUAUAUCAUGCGGAGUUCGACUGCCAUGGACCGGGAUACGAUCCUAAGGAGAGAGCACACUGGGUUAAACAGCUAACCGAGGAGGAGGCUGCCCACUUCAUGUCCAUCGAUUUCAUCAGUGGCAAGGAAUGGCUUCCCGUAUGGCUGUAAAUAUAUAGUUCCGUCCGUCCACCUGCGAUGCGCGUAACUGAAAGAUAACUACUUGACGUAUUAGAUGUCUCCAAGGAAAUAAGGAUGAAACAGUUAGGUGAUUUUAUUAGCUUCUGGUCUUUCAAUUAAGAUCAUAGGGCUCUACUUGCAGUAGAGGUUGUGUGAAGUCGGGCGAAAGGCUUCGAGGAAGAUCAGAUCUGAGAAAUAUAUGUAAUGCACUCUCGAUUGCUUCUGAUUAAUUUCAAUCUAACUAUUGUUUGCCA